AAUGGCACCUAUCAAAGAAAUAUUUGUCGAUUUUAAGGUAAUUUUUCCCUCAGUGCUUCAUCUGCAUGCUUCAAUCUUAAAGCUUCUCUCUCACUUCUACUCACGUCACUCCUAAAAAUGACGGACAGCAAGCCAAACAGGGCUUACCAUACUUUGUCCUAACUAGAGGAAAACUCUAGUAGAAAUAAGCUCCUACUCCAUUACCUACCAUAAUAGAUUCCUUCGCUUUACAUCUACUUAGACUGUUUUUUUUUUUACAAUAUAGAAGAAAAUCCAUAUUCAGGGGUACAUAUUUAUUUAUAGAAAUUUUAUUUAGCGAUGCGCGCUAAACCGAAUUAACCCAGUUUAAGUUGGUGACACACCUCGCUGAUUUAAUUUCGCGGACAAUGUCGCGCAUAAAUCUCCAAAGUAGCGCCGCCGUAGAUGCACACAUUCGCCGAACAUUCGUGGACGGGGGCGAGUCUCGUUCAUGCGCGUGGCACUGACUCAUCACGGAAGUCUAAUUAACGUCGAUGCUUAUUGCUAAUGGACUUACGCGCGAGCUGGCGGAGGCGCCCGGCAUUCGCAUUUCCGCGUUUAUCCUUCGACCAGGCGACGACUAGCGCACACCCACGCGCUCUAGCAGCAGCUUGGUCCCGCGGCCGAAUUUGCGUCAGUGCUCGUAUUGUUGAUCAAUAGGAGCACCGCACGAUGCGUGUCGCGUCUUUUAGCGGUCCAAUUCCGUUUGAGCCAGACGUUGAUGCACUCAUUACGAUGCAGUCAGUCACGAUAAAUCGUAGUAACGGUGUAGACGCGGCGUGCCAACGUCAAUACUCUCGUCUGUCACAGUUCUCGUCCUGUCACUCUCGCGUAAAAAUGGCGGCGUUUUAGUAGCCGCGAAGAGCGGCAGAAGCAGCCAAUGGGAUAUUUCUUUCGGAUGAUAUCGAGGUUUCGCGAUUUCACGAAACGGAAUCUGCCAUGUCACUCGGAAGCAGAAGGCUAACCUUUGACCGUAACUCGCCCACGUAUAGGUGUACUUAUAUGCCCUUGGAUUUUAUAUUAAACUAUUAUUAGCCGGCGGCGAGUGCUCAAUGGGGUGAACGACGGGAGAUUCGAGAUUAUACGGCCUGUAAUAGAGUGAACGGCGACUUUCUGUGAUCCGCGGAGAGCGAUCCUGACCUUUGCCGAUGGUGUAAAUGUUUCGCUCAAACGGCGAAUCUACAAGCACUUCUCCUUACUACACGGCGCUUUUAACGUCGGGAUAUUAUGUUAUACGGAGUUUCUCUCCUUCCGUUUGUGCGUUUCCGAAUUGGAAAUCGCGUUUUAGAAUCGCGGGAGAGGUCGAUCGAGUGAGAGGGAGAGAAAGAGAGGGGGAGGAUUGUGUAGAAGAAAAAAAAGCACGUUAGAAAUAUAUCGGUUCGGUUUGAAUUAAGCUCGCUAUAUAGCACGCAUUAAGUUUGUAAGAACCAGACCUCGGCGAAGUUAUAGUCAGGCUAUCGAUAUCGGCCGAUAUUAAUAGACGAUGGAAAAAUAUAUACAGUCGAGACUAAAUUUACUUGUAUCAAUAACGCCGACUGCGAGAGCCUGUAUUCUUUAGAUCGCUCUGCAAAUUUUUUUCUUUCCCUUCCCUCUUUUAUUUUACAGUGUCAUCGUUUUUGGCACGCAACGCGCGCGAUAUCUCGCGAGUCGAUUCUUCCGCUUUUCACCUGCGACGAUGGCCGGGUCGGACCGGCCACGAUAUAAAGCAGCCACGAUCAAUGUGUCGAGCGGCAUGAUACUUUAGGAAAAAGCUCAGGCUAAUGAUGAGGACACCAGGCUCGUGCUUUGGGAUUCGCGGCGUGUUUGGGCGACUAUUAGAUCGACGAACGAUUUACCUGGCGGACGGAAGUGAUCCGCGCCGCGGCGCCGCUCCCGGUCGACGUGCACCGACAGCCGUCCUCGCCCUUGCCUACCCUUCUUCUAUCCCUGGACUCCCUCGGGAAAGCGAUGGAUGCACUUGAUCGUCUUCGGUGCACAAGUGCGGAAGGAAUAUCGAACUGGCGACGCAAGGGGCGCCCCGAGGGUCGCACCCAAAGGGUAGAAGUGACGUUCGGGAUGCGGGGGGUCGCUUAGUGGGGGCAAUCGUGUCGUGGUGGUGGAAGAGCCACCAGGGUGGACUUGGAAGGACAGCGUGGCACGCGCCUUCCGCAAACUAAGGCAGCCACGCUGCCGGCCGGUCGUGUGUCUCUUCUCGUCACCCUCCGCGAGUAUCGUUGCGAUAGUCAUCGGUUGCGGUGCGUUCGCGAUGGGGCUGGCUGGCUCCUCCGCUGCGUGAUUAACCCGUUCUCACCUCGCGUUCGCCUCACUCCCUUUCUCACCCCCUCUUUCUCUUUCUCUCUUCAAGUACUCCAAGUUCAGGUCUCGAGUAGUUUCUUGACGCUCGGUGACGGUAUCGUAGAACGAAAUCUCCAUCGGAUUAGCUGGCGCGAUCUCAAGUGAACAAGCGAUAAUAAUUAGCGAAGCUACUAACGUGAGCCGCCACGUAAAGCCCGAGCUGUAGAAAGAACAUUUUAGAGAGAGAGAGAGAGAGAGAGAGAGAGAAAGAGAGAGGCUCUCGUUUAUUCGAGGAGAGGCCAGCUUGCGGUGUUCUCCCCGCUAUAACGCAUUCUUGUCGAAGGGGAUGAAUGCAUUCCUACCGAGGAAGAUGAACGAUUCGGGCGAAAACGGGUUAAAAUGCACGCCAUGAGAAAUUGCCGCGAGCGUCAAUUUUGUUGAGUGUCGUUCAAGUGCAUCAUGUCGGGCUUGUUAAGUGAUCGUGACCGGGGGUGCGUUUGAAGGAAGAAGAGUCCCGCGAGGUUGUACUCCUCGAUAGUGCACGAUUGAGGUAGAUCAAGUAGCGAAACGUUCGCGCGCGCACGAAAAACAUUGUUCGUCGUGGCCGGUGAUAGUGAUCGUGAAUUAUAUUGUUUCCGAUAGAGGUUCGCGCUCAUUGAUCACGACGGAUUAUCGAUCUCGACGAUGGAACACGAAUAGGACUAGUGCAUUGUGCGCGAUCUAGAGUGCCCUUGAGCAACAUUGCUCGGGAUAAAUUAACGAUAAAAGAUCACGUAACUUGGCAUCCACGAGCGAUUUCAAUUGUACCCGGCAAAUUUUCUUCCACGUGAGAAAACCGGGAAAAAGCGUCGCGUCGAGAUACCCACAUAGUAAAUUUCUCGGGAUUUAAUUGGGAUCCAAUACUUCAAAAUAGUUGUAGCUUGCUUAGAAAUGUAAUGUUCCAAGCGGACAGAGAAUCUAUAUUUAUGAAGAGAAUAGGAUUUCAGUGUUGGUAUAGUGAGAUAACGAAUUUUAGGACAAGGUUAAGCAUUCUAAUUGGAAUUUACGCUGUAUAUUUGGGAGAAUCUUGAAAAUUAUUUUUAUACGUUCAGCAUAGAAAACUUCUGAAGAUUUAAUUGAGACCAAAUCUGACUCGGGAUCUGAUAAUUAUGAAUCCUGGUUACAAGUGCAAUGUUUCACAGUCCUGGGAAUGAUUGGAAAUAUGCAAUUAUCUCAAAGUUUUUUCAGUAUUCUUUCUGAUUUUCAUUCUUAUAUUGAGUGAAACGCAUAUGUCGACUUUCCAAGUAAUUAUUCAAUAAAAUAGCGAAACUAUUUGAAAAAUGCUUUUUUAUUUUUUUAUUCUAUUGAAUACAAUAAUUGGUAUAAAAAUAGGUUUCCCUGAUUGUGAUAUCAUAAAAAUAUACCAACGUUACUCACUAGAAAAAAACGCAAGUUCUCAUAGCAUUUCUAUUUCGACUCAAAACGAAGAAUCCAUGCUUGAGGCAAGAGCGCGAUUCCCAAUUGCUGUCGUAGUUAGAUAACGAAUUUUGGAGCAAAUUUGCGCACUCUAAUUGAGAUCUGUGUUACACGCGGGAAAAUCUUGGAAAAUUUUUAUGCGGCUGCAGGAUCGUGCUCGGGGCGGUCUCUCAUAAGCGCUUAUCACGCACGAUGUUUGUCGUGCGUGAAACAGCGACAUUUUAUCGCGGCAGCCGACUCUCUUCGUAACGAUGCUCGAUACGGUCGCGUAUACCGGCGGGUUUAAUCGGUCGCUUUGCGCGCUAAUUAAAACGGCGACGUUGGAAAACGAUCUGCGAAAUGUGCGCGAUUUAAUCGGCCGAUUUAAAUCGCAUCGCAGUCACGCGACACGGCGCGUUCUUAAAUUUGGCCGGUCUCACGUUUUUAUUAUCGGAUAUGAUCCCGUAAGCGGACGUGUAACGGCAAUAAUGAUAUGUAAUGGCAGUAAUGUUCGCGGCUUGUCGCCUAUAAUCAAGUCGAUGAGAUCUCGCGCUGCGCUUUCUCUUCCUUCUCUCUCUCUCUCUCUCUCUCUCUCUCUCUCUCUCUCUAUUCUCUCUUGCGCUUGCUUCUUAAGCAAGUUCGUAAUGUUCUUAAUAAGGGAUUGCAUUACACUUGACUUGUGUGAUCGUCGCGGGUGCGAAACUUUCGCUCGCCGUUAACUAUUCAUUGACUAUCCGUGACAGGGAUUCGCGGUCGAGAAUGAGACGGCUCGUUUCAUCGAUUGACGCGCGAAUGACAACGACGUGCGGACGCGUAAUCGCAAUGUUCCCGUGCAUCGGAACGGAAAGAGAAAAAAGGAGCGGGUCGGCUGUGUUAUCCGCGUCGCGCGAAUUAACUCGCACGUGCGAGCGCACAGUUGUAACGCGCAUUGUCCGAUUCAUUGUCGCGUGCGAAUUAGCGUAACGCCGCGUAACGCGCCGCCGGCCAAUUGCGAGAUGCGGUUAAUUCACUUUGCCGCACUCGUGUAAUUUGUCUUCCCACGUAGAACAUAUAUUGAGAGACGACGCGGGAGAGAGAGAGAGAGCGCGCGCGCACCAGCUCGCUUUCUUUCGUUGCGAUGCGUGAUAUCGACGCUUUCCGAGUUACGGAGAAUUUCCUCCCUGCUUCUCGUAUACACGGAGAAAAUAUCACAGUGAAAAUUCAUACUCAUAAUAGUAGUUUAUUAACGCGAUAGCUCUUUUGUCAAGUACAUAUAUGACAGCGCGACGAAAUUGCGAUAAAAUUUUGUAAUUUUUGGACACAGAUAUUAUAAUCGAAAUUAUGCCUUAAAAUGUUAUGCAUGUUUAACAUUUUGUUACAUAAUUAUUGCAUUGAACGUCUAUUUUAUCGUAUAUACGGAGAAUUUCCUCCCUGUUCCUCGUAUACAAAUUCAUAAUUCAUUAAAUGAAGACCAUUAAAUUUGUUAUUUCUAUAGUAAUUUAAACUGUAAGAUCAAUAUAACCUAGCUUCACCAAAAAACGUAAAAUACAAUAUAAAAUUUUUGACGUAAGUUUUACUAUUCUUAACAUUUUCGAUUCCACUCUUAAUAUUUUCUCUGCAAACAUCGACUAACCGGCUCGUUUCUCAAAUAUCCGUCUAGAAAGGAGAGCAAACAACAAACAUUUGAUUUAAUUAAAACACGUGAUGACUCCCGAUCCCACGGUGAUUGAUGCGCGUCUUUAUUUUCGUGAAGCCUGAAAAGCGUCUCGAAGAGAGGAGCGAAGGGGAAUCAUCGAGGGAGCCAAGACCCGUUGUAAAGACGGCCACGCGCGACGAUCUUCUCUCGGGGAAGGUAAAGACGGCAGAGGAUGGCUCGUGCUGCCUCGCGCUGGCCGAGGUCGCCGGUUGCAAUUUCGCCGUCAAUCAGUCGCGACGCCGACGUCGCGACUCUACAAUUUCCGCGAGUGCGAGCGAGCGAGCGGGUGCGCGCCCCGACGUCGAAAACGUGUCACGGCCGAUCGAACCGCGUGUGUGUAUGGACGCACAAUGGCAUAACUUACGUGCCGUUGUACCUACGGUCAGAGCCGGUUUAAUCGUUAAGUGCCCGACAGCUCGCGCCCAUUAAUGAUUCGCGUGCGCGGAUUUUCCGCGCCUGAGUCUUCCGCCGCUCCGUUGUUUCGUUUGGUGAAUUUUCGUUUGAUGUUUCGCGCACCGUCAUCGAAGCCCCGUCAGAUACGUGGGCCGACGAAUUUUUAUCGGCUACGGCAUAAGCCCGCAUGGAGCUCGCCUUGUCUCUCCGCGCGAGAGCGGACCAUCGCGAAAAAGCGCGCGAUGUUUUCUCGCAACGGCUGAAAAUAUUUCACGCAACUGACGGCUCGCGGACGGGCGGGAGGGUGAAAUUACGAAACUUUUAGACGGCGGAGUGAAAUUUUGUUUCGAUACCGUAUCGAGUGUAGCAGCGUGGCGAGAGCUUUCGUGACUGAAGCCGGUCGAUGAAAGCUCGCGUUGUCGCCGCGGAGAAGCGACUGGCAUCGUAAAACCGCGCCGAAUAGUGUGUGUCCGCGUUGCGAAUCCAUUUGCGUUCGGUUUCCUGUCGCUUUCAUAUUGACAUUGCGUGUUCGCAAUUGGUUUCGACGAAAAAUGGAACAGGGAGAGAAAUAGAGAAGGAGAGAGGGGAGGGGGAGCGCGUUGGAAAAAUUGGAUAGUGCAUUUCGGCCGGUAUCGGGAUCUAACUUGAAUUUUUAAUUCACACUGACUGCCGCGAGUUAUUCUGUGAAGAGAGGAAGCAACACGCUUCCUCUCAUAUUUCAUUUAUAUUCUAUUUCUCUUGCCACAACAAAACUGGCCUAUCCGUCCGACACAUGCACGCACAUAUAUAAAUCCGGAAAAAAGAGCAAGUGAAAAAGAUCCCUAGGAAACCUCGCGCUGUAGGCCGCGCGUUCUUUUUCUCUCCUGUCCGCCGCUUAUAGAGAAUCCAUAGCAGAGAACUCGAAUACAAACUUCCGACGCUUGCAAUUAAAAUGAAGUUUUGCGAUAAACUUUGACAAAGUGGCCUCGAGUGUGUUUGACGCGUGUAAAUCGACCUCGCGAUUGUGCCGCCGAUAUGUCGCCACGCUAUUACACCCGAACGAACGGGCAAACGGACGUAAGAUUUUCGUUCGCGUGCAUAUAGACUCUCUCUCUUGAUCUCUCUUUUUCUCCCUCUCCUCCAGACUCCCUAAAUUCUCGAAUUGAAAGCCAGCUCGCUCGGGAAAAUUGCUCGUGGAUUCCAAGGGCGUGAGUAAGAAGUGACGAUGCUGCGAGGCGACGUCUAGCUCGAAACCGAGGAUUUCCGGUGUCGCGCGUUGAAAUCUGACUCGUGCUCGAUCAGCACGGUUCCGAGCUUAGGGUAGCUCUAGGUAGAGGUGAAAUCGCGGCAGGAAGGUGGACUCGUCCGCUUAUGGAACCGCGCGUGUCGUUUGCCGCGUCAAGAGCGAAACGGGCGAGCGCUCGUUCAGAAAUCCGGCCUGAAAAUAGAAGCGUCCACGCAAUCGAGGCGCUCUACGGCGCACGAUGACGCUGGAUGGGAAUCCGCGGCGCUCAUAGCGGCGUCCAGCAAGGAAGAUUAUGAGCCUGAUCAGGCCCUCGAGAUUGCUGGCGCAUGUGGAGACUAAGGUAUGGCCGCGGUAGCUGGCAUCUAUGGCAUUUCAGAGGAUCGACACACCAGACACGCCUCCGACCAUCGGCAACGUGAUCAGAUAUCGCUGCCGAAACUCAGCAGCCAGGACGAGGAUGGAACGAACCCCCACACCCAAUACACAGGAGUCACGCACUUCGAGCCCAUACCGCACGAUCAUGACUUUUGCGAGAGGGUCGUCAUCAACGUGAGCGGGCUACGGUUUGAGACACAGCUGCGUACGUUAAACCAGUUUCCGGACACGCUGCUCGGCGAUCCGACACGGCGGCUGCGAUACUUCGAUCCGUUACGCAACGAAUAUUUCUUCGAUCGGAAUCGACCCUCCUUCGAUGCCAUACUCUACUAUUAUCAGAGCGGCGGCCGCCUACGCCGCCCGGUCAACGUCCCGCUCGAUGUCUUCUCCGAGGAGAUCAAGUUCUACGAGUUGGGCGAGAUGGCUACCAACAAGUUCAGGGAGGACGAGGGCUUCAUCAAGGAGGAGGAGAAGCCGCUGCCGGCGCACGAGUUCCAGAGGAAGGUCUGGCUGUUGUUCGAGUACCCGGAGAGCUCGCAGGGUGCCCGGGUGGUCGCCAUAAUCUCCGUGUUCGUGAUCCUCCUGUCGAUCGUGAUCUUCUGCCUGGAGACGCUGCCCGAGUUCAAGCACUACAAGGUCUUCAACACGACGACGAACGGCACGAAGAUCGAGGAGGACGAAGUGCCGGACAUCACGGACCCGUUCUUCCUAAUAGAGACUAUUUGUAUCAUCUGGUUCACGUUCGAGUUAUCGGUGCGCUUCCUCGCCUGCCCAAACAAAUUCAACUUCUUCCGUGACGUAAUGAACAUCAUUGACAUCAUCGCGAUCAUUCCGUACUUCAUCACCCUCGCCACGGUGGUGGCCGAGGAGGAGGACACGUUGAACCUACCCAAGGCGCCGGUAAGCCCGCAGGACAAGAGCACGAACCAGGCGAUGUCCCUGGCGAUACUCAGGGUGAUCAGGCUGGUCAGAGUGUUCCGGAUAUUCAAGCUGUCCAGGCACAGUAAAGGCCUCCAGAUCCUUGGGCGGACCCUCAAGGCCUCCAUGAGGGAACUCGGCCUGCUCAUCUUUUUCCUCUUCAUCGGUGUGGUGCUAUUCUCGUCGGCGGUAUACUUCGCGGAGGCCGGCUCCGAGAAUUCGUUCUUCAAGUCUAUUCCGGACGCGUUCUGGUGGGCCGUUGUCACGAUGACGACCGUGGGCUAUGGUGACAUGACGCCCGUGGGAGUCUGGGGGAAGAUCGUGGGCUCGUUGUGUGCGAUCGCUGGCGUCCUGACGAUCGCUUUGCCCGUCCCCGUUAUCGUCUCCAAUUUCAACUACUUCUAUCAUCGUGAGACUGACCAGGAAGAAAUGCAGUCGCAGAAUUUCAAUCACGUGACCAGCUGUCCGUAUCUUCCUGGCACUUUAGGUCUGAAGAAGGUCUCGAUGUCGGAGUCCUCGUCGGACAUAAUGGAGCUGGAGGAAGGUGCCCUGUUCACUCAUCCAGAGAUUACUAAGAAGUCGAAUUGCAACCCCCGUCACAAUAACAAUAUCAAUCCAGCCUGCAUGAGCAUCGAGACUGACGUCUGACUACUAGUGAAGGAGACGGUGGCAGCGUGGUGGCCGUUGCUGGGCCAGUUGUCGAAAAGCAGCUGCAGCUCCCUGCGGUGCCUGACGUAGGCCUCCUUCACACCUCGUCGUAGUCGUAGCGGCUGGCGCCAGUGUCGUCGCCUGCCAAGAAGCCUGUCCAGCCAGGUCCGUCAGUUACGCGGGGCGUCAUAGAUCGGGAUCGCGAAGUCACGGGGGGUCGCGAUCCUCCGGGGAAGCUAUAAUCCGACGCUUCUUCCAUCCGGAACGUUGCGAUAAGCGGAAGAGAAAAAAAAAGGAGAGAAGUGAGGGCGAGAAGGAAAAAGAGAGAUAAAGAGAGAGGUGGACCGAGGUGCGAGCGAGGAGCGAGAGGAGGGGAAAGAGUCGGGAAUACCUCCGCUGUCUCGAGGCGUCGUCGCGUCGUCGUCAUCUUCCCCGCCAGGUUAUUCGGAGAACUUGCGCCCCACGUAAGGACCCACGUGCAAACGAAGGGGACGGGAUAUUCCUCGCUCGCGUGCGCGCGCGCGCGUGCGUGCGUACGUGCGCGCGGCCCUAACCCCCCAAACCACCGACUCCAGUGUUCAAAAAAAAAAAAAAAAUGAAAUAAAGCUAUAACAAAUGAUACCCAAGAAACAUCGCGGCGUCUUCUUAUAAGCGCCGUCGAGUGUCCCUCCACCCGUGCGGGCCCCUCCGGCUUCUAAUAACCGGACGAGUGAGACGGGGAGGAGGGAGCCGGCCGGCGGCGGUAAAGCAACGGGAAUCGUACCAGAUAAUACUAUAUUAAUUAUUAUCGAUACAAAAAUUAAUCGAGUAUCGUACACGUAGGGCGAGGAUUAAACAAAGUACGUUUUAUGAUUAAUCGCGAGUGCGGACGAGGACACUUGAAAGACGCUCCUUGCGGCAAGAGGCGGCAAAGGGGAAAAACGGCGCAAAAGCUCGCGAGAAAGAAGCAUCAAAGACGAAGGACCGAAGGAAUAGACGUUCACAGACGCAGAGGGGAGAGAGGGCGUGAAAGAGAGAGAGAGAAAGAGAGAGAGAGAGAGAGAGAGAGAGAGAGAGAGAGAGGGAGGGGGGAUGUGAGGAAAGUAAAAAG
Molecule: messenger RNA, 10050 nt
Organism: Odontomachus brunneus
Lineage: Eukaryota; Metazoa; Arthropoda; Insecta; Hymenoptera; Formicidae
Gene: shaker
Product: potassium voltage-gated channel protein Shaker
Exons: 8
Coding region: 7362-8960 (532 amino acids)
Biological process (GO): potassium ion transmembrane transport; protein homooligomerization
Cellular component (GO): membrane; voltage-gated potassium channel complex
Molecular function (GO): protein binding; delayed rectifier potassium channel activity
Source: RefSeq, a predicted model, not a curated record